CUCCGAUAUGUUUACCAUAUGGAUGUACAUGUAUUUAAUCUACUGACUUUCACACUUAUGUGCGUAGGCAUGUCCAUACAUGUGGCAACACUUUGCAGUUUGAACUUUGAAAUGGAAAUUUCACGGCGACUGUAACCGAUUCACUGUGCAGCAUUAGUACUGGCAACAAUGGUUAACUUGUUGCCAUAUUAGUCGGGUUGGAGUGCCGAUUGAUCGAUCCGUCAGUCAGUCGGUCAGACAGUCGUUCGGCCGGUGGGCCGCACGUCGCACCGUUAAGCAACCAGAGAAACAGCAACAAAAUGCUGAAACUUAACCAAAAAUACACAAUGCGAGUAAUCGGGGGCUACCACAACACGAUGAAUACGACGACGACGACGACAACCAAACGACAACAAAUGAGUUAGUAUGGAUCGCCAGGCGCAUUGUUAUUGUUUUUUUUUUCUGUUUUCAUUUUGGAGACGACUGUAUGGCAACGACAACAACAAAAAGAACAACAGCAACAACACGCUCCACAAUCGACAACGAUGAUGACAACAGUAACAACAACCACGGAGACGACGACAAUGGCAAUGACGUUGGAGCAUGCCACACAUACUAAGGCCAGUCAGCCAACAAACCAGCCAGCCAGCCAGCUAAACAACAACCAACCAGUCAGCCCCAACAACAACGACAAGGAACCGCAUCACACCACACCGCACCAGAAGCAGCAAGCUGUCGCAGCACACAGACGGCACAACACAGUAACAACAUUAGCAGGCACCACUACCACAAGCAGCGGCAGCAGCAACGUUGGCGGUGUGUUAAAUAAAAAAACAUAUGAAAUUAGUACAAUUCGUGAUUUCAACGGUGAACGACGACGAAACGGUACGUAUGUGCGCGCUCGAAUGUGUUAAACAACAAUCAAGUUGCGGCUGCUGCAAACCCAAUAACAAACAACAAAAGCAACCCACCAAGCACCACACAUACCCCACCAGCGAGACAGUCAACAACAAGAGAAAAACCCGAAAUACAGCAUCAGUCGGCCAGUCAGUCAGCAUCAUCAUCAUCGGGCAAGCCACUGCUGAAGAAACCCAAAACCAGUUAAGAUCAACGUAAAUUUUUGGCCAACAGCCACCACCAGACCAGAUCCACUACCACCAACAAAACGCCGAGAUAAAAAUAAGACACAAAAAUCAUCUGUUUUGUCCACCAGUUGGCUCCAACAAACUAAACAGCCAUCCUGCCUGCCCCCAAAAAUAAUCGAUACACCAAUCGAAGAGCAAGUGGAGGGUAAAACGUACGCAAAACAGGGAAGUAGGAAGGUUUCAAACACUUGUUGGGAACCCAACCAGCCAGCCAACCUGUUGCUCACAUGAACAGGCUCGGCCAACAAAAACAAGCUGUUUUCCAUACUACUUCUUAACGCACCCCGUCCCUUCCCUCCCCUUCUUUGGUUACUCUUAUCUCUGUACAAGCAACCACCCCACCCCCUCAAAUUCAGCCAUAAACGAUCUCCUCCGCGCACUCAAAAUGUACAACAAAGGCAACAGCAAUUCUAGUUCUUCCGCAACAACGACUGCUACCUCCACCACAAAUGCUAACGCGGCCACCAGCUCCUCCGCAGGCAACAACAACAGCUCUUCGGCAGGCCCAAAUGAUCGCAUUGAAUGGUCACGUGCCACCAUUUUGGGAUUUAUCGAAGACUAUCGACGGCAAAGAGUACUUUGGGACCCCAACACAAAGGGCUACCACAUCAAGCAGACCAAAUAUGAGGCUCUCAAGGCUUUGGGCCAGAAAUACGGUGCUGAAAUUCGUUCAAUACGCUCCAAAAUCAAGAGUCUUCGUUCCUCCUUUCAUCGGGAACAUGGCAAGGUGAUUAACGGCCGCCGAAAGGGGCUAAACUAUCAGCCCAUGUGGUUUGCCUACGAUGCCAUACGUUUCAUACUGGACGGUGAAACGGGUGACUCCGAUGAGGCAGAUGGAGUACCCAAAAACGACAAUCUGGAUAGCACAAGUGAAAGCAACUUGAACAACAACAACAGCCUCACGAAUAACAAUAACAACAACAGCAGCAUAAACAGCCUAAUGGGCUGGAGUGGUCAUGCGACCGAUGAGGAACCACUAUUGGAAGAGCGUAAAAUUUCUAGUCGUGACAUUGAGCAUUUCAAUAAUCAUUUCUUGGCACUGGGCUUGCAAGCUCGCCAUCCCAUGGCAAUGUUGGCGGCAGUGGAGGCAGCUGCGGCCGCUUCGGUUCUCUCUGCGGCAGUCCAAGAGAAACGACAAGAGCAAGAUUAUGCUCUACUCAAGCAACAACAACAACAGCUGCUGCUGCAACAACAACACAAGCACAAGUCUGAUAACGACGAUGACAAUAGCGAAAACGGCCAUAGACAUGACAGCUCUUCUUCUCCAUCGCCGCUAAAAAUUAUCGAAUUAUCCACCAUCAGCAGUAAUAACAACAACAACGACAGCGUCGGCAAUGUCAACAUUAUGUCGUCUUCUACCAACACCACCGCCAACACCUCCUCCUCCAACACCGCUUCUGCAACGCUCAACCCAAUUUCGAAACCCUUUGCAAGUCCAAAACCUUCGUCACUAUUAGCUGGGGCUCCAACAGCAACAACAACAACGACUAAAAGCACAAGUGCCACGGCCAUCACACCACCACCUCAAACCUUGCAGCCACCAGCGCAAUCUCAACAACAACAGCUACCCCACCACCAGCCAUCCUCAACGUCGACGUCGUCGGUGACGACGACAGCGGCCACUACGUGCUCCCCAGAAAAUUAUAAUGUUUUACACGGAUCACGUAGCUUAGAUGAAAAUUCUGCCAUUGCUAUUGGCAACAAUGCUGCCGCGACUGCAAUUUCCAGUCUUCCGAUAACGGCUGUGACACGUACCUCCGAUUUCGAUGGCAGCGAAUACUGCAACAUCAGCGCCGAGGAUGUUAAGACCGAAAUUUUUGAAAGUGAUUCCACCGAGCUAGCUAUGCUUGAGAGCGCACGCACUUCCACUCCGGUACCAUUGAAUUAUCACAAACAUGCCACUGACUUGACAGUGCAACGCAAUGGCAACUCUCUGGGUGGUGUUGGUGGCAGCACCGGCAGCAGUCGUAAACGUAAAGCUCAAAUGCAUUCAAAUGCAAAUCACACCAUGGAUGCCGAUGCACCAUCUCCCUCUAAAUUAUUACAACAACAUUCCAAUGCUAUACACUCCAGGCAAUGUGAUUAUCUGAACAGCAGCAUUAAUGGCGGAGCAGGAUUCUCGGCCAAUAAUAGCAACAAUAAUAACCAUCAUGCUGCCUCCAACAGUAGCGGUACCUCUAAUCCACUGACAAGCGGUUCAAAGCCGAGCAGCACUCCCAUCGACGAAUACGGGGUAUUCGGUGAAUAUGUGGCCAUAACCAUACGCAAACUAAAAACGUCCAAAGCCAAAAUAGUCGUCAAGCAUCUGAUCAACAAUCUCUUGUAUGAGGCUGAAUUGGGCAAAUAUGAUCAGGGUAUACCCGCAAGUAAGGAACCACCAGAACUCUAUAAAAUGUGAUAUGAUUAAAAAGAACUAUUCUAAAAUAAACAAUCAUUGUUUUUUGUUUUUAAUUUAAAAGGAAAUACAAAUUAUAAAAAAAGAUAAAAUAAUGAAGGUGUUUUGCAAUACCAAAAUUGAAGUUUUUUCUCUAAAAAAUAUUCUAUGGACACAAUUAGAAUGCAUUUAAAAUUAAAUUUUGACUAUUCGACCCUUCCGAAGAGUAUGUAUUGCAAACUGCCUUCAUAUAAAUAUCUAGAAUUUGACCUCAUUUCAAUUCAAACAAUUAAUUACCUUGUUUAAACAAAUGUUACCUUGAACACUAGUCAAUUUGUGUUUCAAAUCAUAAUCAGGGAUAAAUAAAUGAAAACAAAAUGUUAAACUAUAAUUAAAAUAAGAAGCAACAAUUUUGAAAAUCAAACGUCAAUGAUGUUUAUGAAUUAUAAAUAAUGUAAAAUUUAAACAACUCCAUAGCGGAGGAAAGAACUAAAUUAUUUUAUUUUUUGAUUGUUUUGUUAUAUUUACUACCAUUAUUAUAUACAAAUAUGUAAAACUAAGCAAAUACUAAUGCUACCUACUAUUAAUUAAAUAUAAAACUUUAUCGAAUAGUGUUGAGUUCACAUUCGACUUGGGAAGAUUUGCAAUCAACACUCGACACUAUUCAGACAACUCAGGUGCCUUUUUUUUUUGUUAGUCAUUUAAGUUUUGUUAACGCUCACUCGCUCCCAGCUAAAUGAAAUUCAAGGGGAGUGAUUGACAUAUAAGUACCUUAUGUUAUGAAUAUACCUACCUACCUUAUUUAAUUGAAAUAUGAAAUGAAAGAAACAUUACUUUUUUUUCUUCUUUUUUUCCACUAUUUUAUGUUCUCCACUUAAUUUUCUUAUAUGGAUCUUAACUUCUCUAUACAAAUAAUUAUUAUUACAUCUAUAAACAUGAAUAAAAUUAUUAAAUAUUUAGUUGUAUUUAAUUGUUACUUAAUAUUUAAUAAAAAACAAACUAUUUGUUCCAAAACAA
Molecule: messenger RNA, 4515 nt
Organism: Musca domestica (house fly)
Lineage: Eukaryota; Metazoa; Arthropoda; Insecta; Diptera; Muscidae
Gene: Dyro
Exons: 3
Coding region: 1510-3522 (670 amino acids)
Source: RefSeq, a predicted model, not a curated record